Molecule: messenger RNA, 1403 nt
Organism: Lobosporangium transversale
Lineage: Eukaryota; Fungi; Mortierellomycota; Mortierellomycetes; Mortierellales; Mortierellaceae
Exons: 3
Coding region: 196-1332 (378 amino acids)
Source: RefSeq, a predicted model, not a curated record
CACCAUACCUCCCCAACCUUGCUGCACAUUCCUUUUCUUUAAAUCCCAUAUUUACCCAUCUGUAACUACGUCCUUUAAUAUUCUCUCUUCUGUAUUUACCUCAUUUACACUUUGUGAACUUGAUUACCUGUUUAGACUUGUUCUAUCCCUUAAUCAAAUCAAAACAUAUCAAUUCACACAUCAUAAAAAGCUAUUAUGCCUAAACUUCGUGUUUCCGUUGGUGGAUCAUACACAGACCUUUCUGUUAUCAAUUGUAACGAUGAACUUCAUCCCAUCGAGUUUGACGCCCCAGAGUUCAAAGGACGAGCCAUGAUCCGUAUCAAAGACUUUGUCGGGAUCACCAACGAUGGCUCAGAGCCUAUUUUGAAUUCUGACUACUUCAAAGGACGUAAUCGCAAGUUCUCCAUUCAGGUUGAAGGGCGAUUUAAGCGUGAAUGGGAUGGUGAGCAGGUUUAUUUCGGAACAGAUUUUGAUCGAUCAGUUGAACUCCCUAGCAGCUUCGAAGCCAUGUUCAAGAUUGCACAUUACAUUGAUCCCGUUGUUCGGACGUCGCUUUCAGGAGAAGGCAAACCAUGGAUUCUCAGCCCGCUUGUCUCUUCCAUCAAUGUCAUGACUGCAUGGAGGCCGCAGGAUGUUUAUCUAUCCUCAUUUUCUUUGAUCUCACGUCACCAUCAACAAGAAAUGGCGGAAGGAUCACAUUUGAGUGAACGGAACUCUAUGUGGGGUUUUCUGGGCAAAUUGAAGAAGAGUAAUCACAGCUCUGUGGCUGCUAGUGUUAAUAGCCAUACUUCCAACGAUGUCUACGGUAGUCAAGCCAGCUCUGCCAGUAGUUCGACAGAGCACCUUGAUAUUCUGAACAAUGCUGACAGCCACCAUAACAACCAUCAUCACCUUUAUACAGAAGUCCUGGGUUCACCACCUCCCGUCUCAUCUUUACCAGCUCCUACCAAUAACUCUGGAUUGUCCAUUCCUCUAUCCAGGCCCGCCAAUGAGGAGUUUGAUGAAACAGACAUGCCCCUUGGCCAAUGGCGACCGUAUCUGGAGGAAAACACAUCGUUUUUCAUGCCUAACAAGCCCAGCAUGAGUACAGCUCAGCGUCGCAAGUAUUUUCGGUCGGAAGAAGCACGGAAACGCUUUGUAUUUAAACCAGAGCUUGUUCAUGGAUUUGAGUUCUAUAGUCCGCACAUGAAUUUCAAUAAGUUUGAGAUCAAUAUGGGCUUGCGAAUGAAUAUCCAAAGAUAUUUGCUUGGUCAGCCCGUUCGAUAUACAUGUAGGACUUUGGAUGGCAACACUGUUUUCUGGGCUGUUCAGUUUGAACUUGUGGAUGAGUAAGUUUAAGUAUUCUUCUUUACUGCCAUCUCUACAAAGAAUUAUGGGGUCACAAUAAACGUAAAGAAAGAAAG